CGUCUUGACGGGGUCGAAGGGAAAAGGAGCAGUAGCUGGGCCUUUCGUUCAACAUGAAGGAGAUGUCAAAAUAGGUAGAUUACAGAGAGCGCGAUGCGAUAAGGAUCAGGCCGCGGGUUCUCCUGUGUGGACGAUACAUCAUACCUUGGUGUGGGAUAUUCUUUUAAACAAUGGAGCUCCCGAAUUACAGCAGACAGCUCCUACAACAGGUUUACACCUUGUGCAAAGAGCAGCAGUUUUGCGAUUGCACGAUAUUUGUUGGCUCCCUACACUUCCGAGCUCACAAGCUUGUUCUUUCUGCUGCCAGUUUGCUCUUUAAGUCCCUACUAGAAACUACAGAAACCAUCUCCAUAGAUGCUUCUGUCGUCUCUACCGAUGAGUUCUCGCUGCUCCUAGAGAUUAUGUAUUCAGGAAAGUUACCACCAGGGAAGCACAACUUGACCAAAAUUAUCUCUGUGGCCGACAGCCUUCAGAUGUUUGAUGUGGCUGUCAGCUGUAAGAACCUCCUCACCGAACUGAUGAAUCACUCCACCCAGAGCCAGAAAAAAGAAGUCUCCAUCCUCCAGCCAUUAACCAUCGUGAAGCCCAUUGUCCCCAGGAAUAAUGUUGUGAGCGAAACCUUCGCUAUUGAGAAGAUGCUGUCUCCCAUGAGUACGGAAGGUUCCUCUGUCCUCCCUGUUCCUGAGCAACUACAAGUGAGCAAAACUCUAAGCCCCACUUUACUGGCCAAGAAGUUGGACACUAAUGGCAAUCUCCAGAUGGCAAACCUGACUUUGCCUGAUGGGUCUACAGAAUGCAAGGGAGUUGAAAGGAUUGAGGAAAAUGGGACCGGAUCUGCUAGUGCAGAUAGCGCUUUAUCCCCAGCACUGCCAGAUCCUGCACCAGUGUUGGAGGAAUCUGAUAACGGUUCAAGUCCUCCAGAAACUACCACCACGACAUGUGUACUCCCAGUAGAUGAGAUCUGUCAGCAGCAGCUGUCAUCAGAACAAGGGGAUGCUGAUAAAGAAAUGGAUUUGGACUCCGUAGCAGCAAUUACUGAAGCCGCAUCCUGCACCCCAGAACAAGAUGGUAAUGCAGCUGUAGCAGAAGAGACUGCCGCGCCUGCUGCCAAGAAAAGAAGACUUGAUGAUGCAGAAGCUGAGAAAACGUCGGGUGAGUUGGAUUUUCUUAUCCGUUAUGAAAGUAUCUUCAGUGAGGCUCUGUCUGACCCGCAAAGCGUCCUGGAAAACCUUAACAAGUGUGAAGAAAUCAACGAGGCGGAGAAGCAGGUGGUGGCGGAGUGCUGUCAAGCUGAAGAGGGGAGCUCAACAUUUGCAAAACUCCUGGAGAAGGUUAAAGACGGGCAGAGCAUUGUGGUUGAGACUGUCCUGGCUUUACUGAAGUUGUGCAGAGACACCAAUCCAAGCGUAAAUGAAGUGUUAUGUGAGAAAGAGCCCCAAGUGGAAGACUCGGCAGAGGAACAGUCAGUGGACACAGCACUGGUGGAUAAAGAGAAAACCUUGUUUGAUCUUCUGAUGGAGCGGAGAGAAGAGCUGAUUCAGUGUAUUACUGAGCUCAGCCCCAUUAUUGAGUGUCUGGAUACAGCAGAGGAGGGCUUUCUAACCAACAUUGAGAAAAAGGUGAUCAUAGACUGCUGUGAGGGAGGAUCACACACGGAAGCCAUGGAUAAAAUCUUGAGGAAAGCAGCAGAAACCAAAACUUUAAGCCCUGAUAGCCUGAUCAAGCUUCUACAAGCCGUGAGAGAAGCCUUCCCUGAUCUGCACACUUUGCUUGAUAUUCUAGAGCCGCACAGUAAAAAAUCCACCUUUAAAGGCAAGAUGAGCAUGGCAGAUUACGGGGCAGAGUUGCUGAAGCAAUAUCGGGAAAAUCUAUGUGAAGUUGUAAAUGAUGCCGACUUGGUUCUUGGUGGUCUCUCAUCUGUCACUAACCUAACAAAUCAUGAAAAAGAGACAGUGAAGAAUAUUGUGAGAAAAAACUGCAGCUCUCGGAUCCUUGGGAUACUGGUGUCUUGUGUAUUUGAAGAGCAAACAUUAGCUAUUGUGGUCAUCUGGCAGCUGCUGCUGGCAAUGCAAGAGUUAAGCCCAGGCGUGAGGUCUCUGAUGGAUGAGAUCCGUAAAGAACCAGGAGCUGAUGUCUUCUUCGAAAGCGUGACAAACAGAGACAAUGAGGUAGCUGAGGUUUUAGUGCGCCACAGCGAGUCAAUUGCAGAAGCUUUCAGACACUGCGAUGUCCUCAGCCUGGUGCCACCAGAAGACGACGCUCAGAACAGCUUGGUAAAACAGAUGUUAAACAUCCCACAGCAGACUGAAAAUGGGGAUUUGCCUGCAAAGCUGCUCCUGGGUUCUGCGCUGCGACACACUGUGCCUGUCCUGAAGUUCUGCCAGCUGCUGUGUAGCCUCCAAGACUCUGCCCCUGACUUACAGCCUCUGAUGAAAGAGUUAGAAGAACUCGGUUUGCUGGUGGACAGCAAAUACAAUUUCCAAAGCAGCAUAAAGUGGCGAGUAAGCGACUGCCAGCUUGAUGCUAUUGAAGAGGUUGGCGACAGAAACGAGGAAGAUGAAGAAGCGAAAGAUGAUGAAAAUGAAGAAGUAGAUUCUGAAAAAGAGAGGGCAGAACUUGCCCAAGAAAAGGGCUCAAAAAAGAAUUUUAUCUGCAAAUCCUGUGACAAGAUUUUCCUGUUCCGCUGCCGACUGGAGGUGCACAUGAAACGCUGCCGAAUGGCAAAAAGAAAUCCCUUGCAAUGCAAAGACUGCAACGUGGUGCAGGCCUCUAAGAAGGAGCUCGACCAGCAUCGAGAGGAAGUGCACGGCUAUCUGAUCUCUCGUAAUGCCAAAGGGAAAAAGAAAAUGCUGGUGACAUGUGACAUCUGUGGCAAAGAAUUUGCUCAUCCGUCUGGUCUGCAGUACCACAAACGGACAGAGCAUUUUGACGAGAAGCCAUUCUCCUGUGAGGAGUGCGGUGCCAAGUUUGCAGCAAACUCCACUUUGAAGAAUCAUCAGCGCCUGCACACAGGAGAGCGCCCCUUUGUCUGCAAACACUGCCACAUGACUUUCACGCAGGCUGCCGCGCUCUCCUACCACACUAAAAAGAAGCAUUCUGAAGGUAAAAUGUAUGUGUGCCAGUAUUGUGAUGCCGUAUUUGCACAAUCUAUCGAGCUGACUAGACACGUUAGGACUCACACUGGAGACAAGCCGUAUGUAUGUCGAGAAUGUGGGAAAGGCUUCAGCCAAGCCAAUGGACUUAGUAUACACCUGCGGACCUUCCAUAACAUUGAAGAUCCAUAUGACUGUCAGAAGUGCAGAAUGAGUUUUCCGACAUUAGAAGAGCACAGACAGCACAUUCAAGUAGUACAUUCCAAGGAAUACCAUCCCUGUCCUUCCUGCGAGAAGAUUUUUAGCGCCCCUUCUCUACUAGAGCGCCACAUAGUAACUCAUGUGGGAGGAAAGCCUUACAACUGUGAGAUCUGUGACAAAGCAUACCAGCAAUUGUCUGGCCUAUGGUAUCACAACCGCACUCAUCAUCCAGACCUGUUUGCUGCUCAGAAUCAUCGUUCUUCCAAGUUCUCUUCUGCUCAGUGCAGUUCCUGCGAACAGGUCUUUUCCAGCUCAUCUACUCUUCAGAAGCACACAAAGUUAGAACAUCCUGACAAUAAGAUUUAUGAAUGUGAGAAAUGUAAGCAGACUUACCAAUCACCGGCAGCAUUACAAGUGCAUAUAAAGUGCAAGCACUCAGGGACCCAGGCAUUCCAGUGUCUUUACUGCAGCGAGUGUUUCCAGUUCCCGGGCGCUCUGCAGCACCACGUAUCCACGGACCAUUUUAACGAAACCGAUAACACAUUUGGUUGUGAACUAUGUGGGGAGCUCUUCACGUCACAGGCACAGCUCGAGAAACACUAUGAAAUGGAUCAUCCUGACAUAGUACUGGCAGAAGCACAGGCAGAAAAUACUCAAGUUGUGCAGGUUAUCCAGACCCAGGAUCAAGUAGCAGCAGGAGAGCAAGUAAUAACCUUAGACGAGUCCCAACUGGCAGGUUCUCAAGUCAUUGUGGCAUUACCGGACUCCCAAACCAGCCAAGCGGCUGGCACAGAACUAGUGGCCGUCAGCAUGGAGGAUUUAUUUGAUGGCACUGUCACACUUAUAUGUGAAGAUGCUGUGCCAGGAGACACACAGAACUCAAAGCUAAUGACUUGCCUUCACCAGGACCUUAUUUUGGUUAUCUAUAGAUGAAUUUCUUUUCACCACUUGGAAGGUUCAUGUCAUGAUUUUUAUUUCUGUUUUUACACUCCGUUCUUAUUUAUUUCUCCUCCUCUGUGCACCUCUUGCUGAUUAAUAUUGACUGACCAGAGUCUGGGCACAACGUCGAAGUACAGCCAGCCCAAAAUCAUUACAGAAGUUGUAUACAGUCUUAUGAUAAUACAGGGAAAGCUGAAGGAACUGUGAUUGAGACUUCUGCUCCUUUUAUCUGACCGCAGCCAGUGCUUCAAUUGAAUCUGUUUUACCUGCUCUCUUCAGCCCCUACCUAAGUGCUGUCAGCAGUUUAGCAUGGUCAAAACUGCUGACAGAUUCCCUUUAAAAUUCCAAGCAUUUAUAAUUUUCUUUUAAAAUGCAGCUCCACUUUCAAAGCUUCUUUUGUUUACAAUAUUAGCAAUUUUACGUGAAUUUGAGGCAGAGAUUUAGGUAAAUUUCAAUCUUCCUGGGGUGCAUAGGUGAUGCUUGAUACACUCCUCAUUCGGGUUGUCCUAAUUAGGGCAUAUGGAUGUCAUAGAGCAAGUCCUUUCCUUGGAUUCCAGUUUAUAUGCCUGAGGGGUGAACUGCUGCAAAGACUGGAUGACUACCUAUCACACAUUCCUUUACAUGGAAACCAUGUAGUGCCACAUUGUGUGUACACAGUGAUUACGGCUGAUAGCCGAGCAGGCGUCCAGAUGGGAAACCUUUAACUCGAUUUCAUUUUUUUUGGUCCAAUAUUUUGUGCUGAUUAUUUUGAUCUAUAUCUUUAGGUGUUAAGUCUCUGUUUUUUACUGAUACAGAGUUCAAAAUGCUGUGUUUUCCUUCACGAAUCCAUAGAGUAAAAUGUUAGCUGCCUCCAGCAACCACUUGGGGGAGCAGUGCAGUAGAGGCUGCAAAAACACAGAAUGGUAUCUUUUAUUGGGAGUUUCUGAUCUGUAAGAAAAGGCCCUUGGAUUGCAGUGACCAUAAAAAGUGCCGUGGAGCCCCAUUGACUAGCAACAUGAAAAUGGUAUUAAAUUUUAAAGGUAAGUUUAUUUUUUGUAACAUUGGGAACCUUUGCAAAUAGCAAGUAAGUUAGGUAAGGGCCAUGUAUCCCUGAAGACUUCAUUCACACAACCAUUGUUUGGGUCCACAUCCAAUCCCCAUGCUUUAUGGAUCACCAUGGCCCCAUUCAUUUCACUGGGUGCAUAUAAAAAUUCAGACAUCUCACGGAUGUCCUCUGUGUGGCCGUUCAAAAAAUUAUAGAACACACGCUAUUCUAGUCCGUUUGCGGACAAGAAUAGGCAAUUCUAUUAGGAAAAUGCGGCAUGCACACGGCUAGUACAUAUUUUGCAGAUCCGUGGUUUGUGGACCACAAAAUGUGUAUAUGGCCGUGUUCAUGUAGUCUAAUUCUACGAAAAGGAAAGAGGAGGAUUUGGAGCUGUGUAUGGAAAAAAAAAUCGUCUCUCUGACCCCCUUAUUAUAGCAUUAAUUGGUACUGCUAUAAUAAGGGGGUCAGAGAGACGUUUUUUUUGUCAUCGUGGUGUCAUCGUGGACAAAGUGGAGGCUACCAAAAACAAUGAUAACCCCUUGCAAUGAAAUGAUAAAAGCGGCUAUAUAGGCACUUCCUUUAUAGUCUAGAAAUUGGUUUAUAUGUACUGUUACUAUCGAAACACGGUCUUCAGAUGCAGGAGCAUUUAGCAGAGAUUGAAACUCCCUGUAGUAACCCUUCCUCUUAGGUGAGAGGAACAUAAUUUACAGUAAUCUGUAUGUUAUCCUGGUCUGGAGGGGAAGAGUAGUUGGAGGAAUUUUUUUUUUUUUUUUUUUUUUUUGUCUGACACCAAAGUGGUUGCUAUGGACUUGUAGUCUGACAACCCUAUUUAGCCUUGUGGUAUGGGUAGCUAGCAGCUCCGAUAAAUGUCAUGCAGCCCGGACAAUCUGAACAUUCUACAGGUGAAACUCGAAAAAUUAGAAUAUCGUGCAAAAGUUCAUUUAUUUCAGUAAUGCAAAUUAAAAGGAGUUGUGAAAAGUUCAAUAUUCUAGGCUCAAAGUGUCACA
Bufo gargarizans (Asiatic toad) is the source of this 6263-nucleotide messenger RNA. RefSeq names its product zinc finger and BTB domain containing 40 (gene ZBTB40). Gene Ontology annotation, biological process: regulation of transcription by RNA polymerase II. Lineage: Eukaryota; Metazoa; Chordata; Amphibia; Anura; Bufonidae. The record is from RefSeq and is a predicted model, not a curated record. Gene Ontology annotation, cellular component: nucleus. Gene Ontology annotation, molecular function: RNA polymerase II cis-regulatory region sequence-specific DNA binding; DNA-binding transcription factor activity, RNA polymerase II-specific; protein binding.